AUGGUAGCACACCCCGUGGACAUCUUCUCGGUAGCCGUAACAGACAAGCAAGUCCUAUCGGCAUCAGGAGCUCCAUCCAUCAAAGUCCACUCGACCCUCGACACGGAAUUCCCACUGGUGCAGUCUCUCGACGGCGCGCACACACUGGGCUGCCACCACGUCGUCACCGGCGCCAAGGGCACGCGCGCUAUCAGUGCGGGUUUUGCUGGCGAGGUCAAGGCUUGGGUCUGUCAGGAUGGGCAUUGGUCGGCUGACCAGGUAGUUUCAGCGAAUCUCACAAAUGUGGAUGCGUGGGCAAUUGCCUUAUCUGAAGAUGGCCAGUAUCUGGCUGGUGUUUCUCAAGAUGGUCAUGUCCGGGUUUGGGAUCUCAAUGAUAAUGGGACUCAAAUACGAGAUCAUGAGACCAAGGGUAGCUUUGGUACAUGUAUUGACCUGUCCCCUGAUGGAAAAUUCAUAGCUAGCGGGCAUGAAAAUGGCGCUGUUUAUAUCUUCAAGACUGAGGAUGGCCGGAUGCCCUUCUCUUUGUCUGGCCUGGUCAAACCCGUCCGAAGCGUCGCCUUCUCACCAGGAGGAAAGAUCCUCGCAGCAGCCGGAGACUCCAAAGUGAUCGUGCUCUACGACACAUCUUCUGGUCUGCAGAUUGCCAAUCUUUCCGGCCAUAGCGCCUGGAUCUUGUCUCUGUCAUGGAGCGACUCUGGCGAGUACCUUCUGAGCAGUUCAUUUGACGGUAAGGUGAAGGUCUGGUCAAUCGACACCAAGAGCUGCGUCGCUACCCACUCCGAGACCGAGAAGGCUGUCUGGAGCGCUAAGUGGCUGCCCAAGGCGAAUAGGUCAGAGGGAUUCGCGACUGGAGGUGCGAACCGGAGCAUUGCUUUCUACCGGGAGGCUACUGGCGGUUGA
Messenger RNA from Penicillium cosmopolitanum, 900 nucleotides. RefSeq names its product SKI complex subunit WD repeat protein SKI8. Gene Ontology annotation, cellular component: Cdc73/Paf1 complex. The transcript has 6 exons. Gene Ontology annotation, molecular function: protein binding. The coding region runs from base 1 to 900 and encodes 299 amino acids. The record is from RefSeq and is a predicted model, not a curated record. NCBI's taxonomy places the organism in Eukaryota, Fungi, Ascomycota, Eurotiomycetes, Eurotiales, Aspergillaceae.